GCUACUACUACUACUACGUACUCAUCUUAUAAUUAAAUCAUUAUUACAUUUAUUUAACUUUAAGAUGGCUGCUGAAAUCAUUGCCUCUACCAUUCUCAAUGUUCUUUUUGAGAAGCUUGCCGAUGAGGCCUUGAAGAAACUUGCUCGGUCGAAAGGAAUUCAUUCGGAGCUUGGCAGACUAAAGGCCACGUUGACCGAGAUCCAAGCUCUUCUUAACGAUGCUUCUCGCAAGGAAAUAGCCGAUGAAGCUGUUAAAAUCUGGCUCGACAGCUUCCAACAUGUGGCCUAUGACAUCGACGAUGUGCUAGAUGGUUUGGCAACCGAAGCUAGGCAUCAGGAGAUGAUGACGACACAUGAAUCUUCAAGCUCAAUCUCCACCAAGGUAAAGAAGCUCAUAACUCCAGCUUGUUGCGCUAGUUUGUCACUUAGUAAUAGAUUGCAUCACAAGCUAGAUAUUAUAAACACUAAGUUACAACAGCUAGAAAACAGAAAGUCUGAUCUAGGUUUGAUAUUGGUGAAAGAUGAGAAGCCCAAAACUAAGAGUAAUAGAAUCCAGACUAGUUUAGCAGAAGCCUCUACCAUUAUUGGAAGAGAAGAGGAUAAAGAGAAAUUGCUCCUUAAGUUGUUGGUAGAUGAGCCACGUGAGGUGAAGUUUAGUGUUGUACCAUUAGUUGGUUUGGGUGGGGUAGGUAAGACUACUCUAGCUAGACUUUUGUAUAACGAAACACGUGUGAAUGAUCACUUUGAACUCAAGUCGUGGGUUUGUGUUUCUGAUGAGUUUGAUGUGUUUAAGAUAAGCGAAACGAUAUUUCGAUCUGUGACUGGGGAAGAUAGGAAGUUUGAAGAUUUAAAUGAGCUUCAAAUGGAUCUUAGAGAGCAACUUAAGGAUAAACGGUUUCUACUAGUAUUUGAUGAUGUGUGGAGUGAAAGCUAUGAUGAAUGGGAGAACCUUGUUCGCCCAUUUCAUUCAGGGGCUCUAGGAAGUAAAAUUAUCAUUACGACUCGUAAAGAGAGCCUGCUUAGAAAGCUAGGUUUUGACCGUCUAGACCAUCUUAGAAGUUUGUCACAUGAUCAUGCUGUGUCUUUAUUUGUUGAACAUGCAUUAGGUGUACAUACCUUUGAUUUAUAUCCGGGACUCAAACCACUAGGUGAAGGCAUUGUGAAAAAAUGUGGUGGUUUGCCUCUGGCAUUAAAAGCUAUGGGUAGGUUAUUAAGGACAAAAACAAAUGAAGAAGAGUGGAAUGAUGUGUUGAAUAGCGAGAUCUGGGAUUUAGAAAGCGUUGAUGAAAUUGUUCCAGCCCUUAGGCUAAGUUACCAUGAUCUCCCAGCAUAUUUGAAGCAGUUGUUUGCAUACUGCUCCUUGUUUCCUAAGGACUUUGUCUUUGACAAGGAAAAGUUGGUUCUAUUAUGGAUGGCAGAAGGAUAUUUGAAGCAUUCACCUGCAGGUAGCAAGUCACCAGAACGCUUGGGUAAUGAAUAUUUUCAGCUCUUGUUAUCAAGGUCGUUCUUUCAACAGGACCCUAAUGAUGAAUCGUUGUUUGUGAUGCAUGACCUCAUGAAUGACUUGGCUACUUUUGUUGCUGGAGAGUUUUUCAUAAGGUUUGACAAUCAAAGAGGAAUGGAAAAUGAAACUUUGGCAAAAUACCGCCAUAUGUCAUUUAUUCGUGAGGAAUAUAUUGGUUACCAGAAGUUUGAGGCAUUCAAAAGGGCUAAAAGUUUGAGAACAUUCUUUGUGGUGUCUGGGGCGAGACAAAGUAGGGGCGCCUUCCACUUAUCUAAUAAGAUUUUGAUUGACUUGCUUCCUGGGUUAACGCUCUUAAGGGUGCUUUCUUUAAGUCAUUCUAAUAUAAAAGAGGUAGAGUUCAUUGGUAGUUUGAAGCAUUUACGAUAUCUUAAUUUAUCUCAUACGGAAAUCAGAGAGUUGCCUGAAAAUGUUGGAAAUCUUAUUAAUUUACAGACUUUGAUUGUUUUUGGUUGCUUGUAUUUAUAUAAGCUACCUAAAAGCUUCUUAAGGCUUAAUAAUUUAAGGCAUUUUGAUGCUGGGGAUACUUGGCUCAUAAAGAAGAUGCCCUUAGGAAUUGGUGGCUUGAAAAACCUACAAACUCUCACCAAGAUCAUUAUUGAAGGGAAUGAUGGCUUUGCAAUAAAUGAGCUUAAAUAAUUAAAGAAUCUCCAUGGGAAAACAUCCAUAAAGGGGCUGGAGAAAGUUACAAACGCAGUCAACGCAAGGGAUGCAAACUUAUUGCAAAAAAAGCUUACAGAAUUAGAGUUGGAAUGGAAUGAAGUGUUUAGUGGUCCUCGAAAUGAAACACUUGAAAAGGAGGUCCUUGGUGAGCUGAUUCCUCAUAGUGAUAAGUUGAAAAGCCUGAAAAUUGUUUCAUAUGGAGGAUCAGAGUUCCCAAAAUGGGUUGGGAAUCCCUCAUUUCGUGAGUUGAUUCAUGUGUCCUUACAUUGUUGUGGAAAAUGUACAUCUCUACCGCCACUUGGGCAGCUACCUUCACUUAAAGAGCUGUUAAUUGUAGGCAUGGUUGAGGUUAAAGUCAUAGGUUUAGAGUUACUUGGGACUACUGGCGUUGCAUUCCCUUCCCUUGAAAGUCUAAGUUUUGAAGAUAUGGCGAGUUUGGAGUCAUGGUCAACCAACAGUGGGGUUGUAGGUUCAGUGUUUCCAUGCCUUCAAAAGCUUAAAAUAGAAAAGUGCCCCAAGUUGCUUGACGUGUCAGUUGAAGCACUCCCUUCACUAAGAUUUUUGAAGAUUGAUAGAUGUCAUGAUAAUGUGUUGAGAAGUCUGGUUCAGAAAGCUUCACUAAUCACGAAGUUGAAAUUAGUCAAAAUUUCAGGGCUUACUAAUGAGGCAUGGAGAGGUGUUAUAGAACAUCUUGGGGCUGUUGAAGAAUUAACUAUCCAAGGGUGUGAUGAAAUAAGAUACCUGUGGGAAUCAGAAGCAGUGGCAAGUAAGGUUCUUGUGAAAUUAAGGAGCUUGAAAAUAUUAUGGUGUGAUAGUUUAGUGAGUUUAGGAGAAAAAGAAGAGGAUAGUUUUGGAAACAACAACAUCAUAACAUCUAUUAAGACGUUGGAGGUAUGGUCAUGUUCGAGUAUGGAGCGUUGCAUUUUCCCUGAUAGUAUUGAGAGUUUAAAAAUCGAUCAUUGUAGCUCAAUUACACAUGUCUCUUUCACAACAAAAACAGGAGGGCAAAAGCUUAAGUCACUUGAAAUAACCGACGGUAACAAACUGGGACAAAGUUUUUACACUACAAACAUGCCAGUUGUUGAAGUGGUAGAAAUUAUAAGAUGGCCAGAUCUAAAAUCGAUCAUUAACUUUAGUUCCUCCAUUCACCUCACCAAGCUGAUGAUACAUGAUUGUGGCAUUAUAGAAUCAUUUCCUGACCUCCAGCUGUCCAAUAUCGCCUCCUUAAAACGUCUGGAAAUCACAAAUUGUCCAGGUAUGGAUGCCUCUUUUCCUCGUGGGCUUUGGCCUCCGAAACUGCAUACCCUUGUAAUAGGGGGGUUGAAGAAGCCCGUCUCGGAGUGGGGUCCUCAGAGUUUUCCGACUUCCCUUGUGGAACUGAAGUUAGUUGGAGAACAAGUGGCUAAUUUUAGUCAAUUGUCAGAUCUUCUUCCUUCAUCUCUUCCUUUUCUUCAUAUAUCUGAAUUUGAGAAACUGGAAUCACUUUCGGCAGGACUAGAACACCUCACCUCCCUGCAACAUCUCUUAAUUCACACAUGCCCAAAGUUGAAACAACUACCAAAAAUGUUGUUGCCUUCACUUUUGAGAUUGGUAAUUUCUGAUUGCCCAAAGUUGAAAGAAAGGAGUACCGGGAGAGGCUCCCACUACUGGCCCCUCAUCUCUCACAUCCCCUACAUCGCCAUCUCAAGCGGACUGCUGAAUGAUGACAUAGCUGAGCUGAUGUUGAGACUUAUUAUUGAUAAUCCAUCACUCAUUGUCACGCCCCCCAGCAAUAGUGAUAGCAGUAGAACUGCUGAGGAGGUGCACAGACGUUAUAGUUCGUACGUAGCUGCAAAUGACAAUUAACAACCAACGAAUAAUUAGAGUUUUCGGGACGUGCAGUGGCGUUCUGCACAAAUUAAGAAAACGUUACUUAAAGUUUUAUUAAGUUACUAGGAGUGUUGUGCGAUGUAAGUACAUAUAAAGAGUUGUCUCCUGCGAAUAGAAACUCUAAAUGAAUACAAUUUCAAUUUUAUCGAA
Messenger RNA from Erigeron canadensis, 4204 nucleotides. Its product is annotated as putative disease resistance RPP13-like protein 1. The transcript is spliced from 2 exons. The record is from RefSeq and is a predicted model, not a curated record. Gene Ontology annotation, molecular function: ADP binding. Gene Ontology annotation, biological process: defense response to other organism. Lineage: Eukaryota; Viridiplantae; Streptophyta; Magnoliopsida; Asterales; Asteraceae. Bases 65 to 2161 code for a protein of 698 amino acids.